Molecule: messenger RNA, 2376 nt
Organism: Cyclopterus lumpus (lumpfish)
Lineage: Eukaryota; Metazoa; Chordata; Actinopteri; Perciformes; Cyclopteridae
Exons: 3
Coding region: 120-1616 (498 amino acids)
Molecular function (GO): GTP binding
Source: RefSeq, a predicted model, not a curated record
GACCUUACAGUAAGUGAAAGUGAAAUUAAGGAGCAGCAGAGGACCACAGGAGGAAAGAGACACGGAGGACGUCGACUGGUCGAAACAUUUGACUCUUCGCUGAUUUCUCUUCUACAAACAUGGACAAUAACUCCCUAACGGAGCAGUCGGAUUCCAUGGAGACUCAAUCCUCCAGCGACGACAUGGCGCUCUCGAGGGAUGCGGCCACGGACCAAUCGGAAGCCUGCGGCGAAGGAAAAGCAGCUGGUGUGGCAGACGCCGGUGUGGCAGACGCAGACUCCGGUAUGGCAGACGCAGACGCCGGUGUGGCCGCCGCAGACUCCGGUGUGGCAGACGCAGACUCCGGUGUGGCAGACGCAGACUCCGGUGUGGCAGACGCAGACUCCGGUGUGGCAGACGCAGACGCCGGUGUGGCAGACGCAGACUCCGGUGUGGCAGACGCAGACGCCGGUGUGGCAGACGCAGACGCCGGUGUGGCAGACACAGACGCCGGUGUGGCAGACGCCGGUAUGGCAGACGCAGACGCCGGUGUGGCCGCCGCAGACUCCGGUGUGGCAGACGCAGACGCCGGUGUGGCCGCCGCUUUGCAAGACGCAGCUUUGCAAGACGUGUCAAACAGCACGAGAAUGGUCAUCCUGGAAAAAACUAGAAACAACGUAUUUAAGUGGCUUUGGAACAAACUGACAGGUAAUAACUCCCUAACGGAGCAGUCGGAUUCCAUGGAGACUCAUUCCUCCAGUGACGACAUGGCGCUCUCGAGGGAGAACAGCACGAGAAUGGUCAUCCUGGGAAAAACUGGAGUUGGGAAAAGCAGCCUGACUAACACCAUAUUUGGAGAGCAGGUGGUCAACAUCGGACACACUCUCAGCUCUGAAACAAUUACAUGUCAAGCAGUAACUAAACCUGUCAAUGAAAGAAACAUCACUUUGAUUGACAGUCCUGGUUUCUUCGACACAGAUCGAUCUGAGGAGGACAUGAAGGCUGAAAUAGUGAGGUGCAUCACAGAGUUCGCUCCUGGGCCUCAUGCCUUUCUCAUUGUGCUCAAAGUGGAGAGAUUCACCGAGCACGAGAAGGCUGUCAUCACUAAAAUAAAAAAAAUGUUUUCUGAAGAAUUUUUCCAGUAUGCGACAGUCCUCUUUACUCAUGGUGACCAGCUCCCUGAAGGAGAGACCAUUGAGGACUGUAUCAAAACUAAUGUGCCUGUGAGGGAUCUGGUGACAAAGUGUGGAGGCCGCUGCUACGUCGUUGAUAAUAAAUACUGGAAGAACAACCAGCAGGAAGAAUACAGGAACAACCAGGUCCAGGUGAAGGAGCUCCUCAAGACAAUAGAUCAGAUGAUGGAGGCAAACGGAGGAAGAUGCUACACCAAUGAGAUGCUACAAGCAGUGCAGGAAAGAAUAAUACAGGAGGAGCAAGUCAUUAGACAGUCACCAGGAAACAAGUCAGAGGGAGAGAUCAGACAGGAAGCUAAAAACAGAGCAGUUCGGUGGCUUGGUAUCUGUUUGGCAGCUGUUAAAUCAGUUGUAUUGUUCGGAGCUUUUUUUGGCCUCAGAGCGAGUCUCAGUGUAGUUGUCUCAGCUAUACAGGCAUCGGUUACCCUCAACAGAAGGGCAUGAGGUGCAACAGGUGUAAGAGCAACUACUGGUGCAAAGUCAUAAUUGCUCUAACAGUAACAUCUGUAGUGGGAGCAGUGGCAGAAGGUGCUGCAGGACAUUGUGCAGCUGAGGGAGCAGACACACUAUUGGAAGAGAGGGCAGCGAAGGUCGUCAUUGAUGGAAGCAAAUCUACUGCGGACCAAGUAAAACAUAGUUUGAGUUAAACCAUAGAGUUUAAACCUGUAAUGAGCAAAAACUCUUGAAGGGUUAGUUAAAAAGUCUCCCAAUAUAUUACAAUAUUAAUAUAAACAAUAUUUAACCACUGAGAUUAUUAUGUUUAAUCAUAAGUAAUAUGUUUGAUGUGUUAUAGUGUAAAUUACUUAUUCAUAAGAUUCAUCGUCAUUUAAGUUUUAUUCUCUUUGAUGAAUUACGAUUUCUUUCUUUUUAUUGAGUGUUUUGGUCUCAUAUCACUGUUUUCUUCACAUAUAAUCUCAUAUUAUUUAGUGUAAAUUGAAUGAUGGCAUCCUUAAUUAUGUUUUUCUUUCAUGUAUCAAUAUGUAAUCACAUGUUCUUUGUUGACUGAAUGGUGAGAAGAAGUAAAUAAGUGAACUCUUGGUUCACCUCAUCAUCUUGAAAGUCUUAUUGGAAAUGUAAACUUUUGACAUUUUGUCUUUUCUUUUACUUAAUUGUUUACAUCAUUGAUAUUUGUAACCAUUUAUCUUCUUUUAUUGCACAAAAACAACAAAUAAAACUGGUUUGUAUUCUGUACAUUCCAACCAAA